This is a messenger RNA of Candoia aspera, 1126 nucleotides long. It is a transcript of the gene MTRES1, whose product is annotated as mitochondrial transcription rescue factor 1. The transcript is spliced from 4 exons. Gene Ontology annotation, cellular component: mitochondrion. Gene Ontology annotation, molecular function: RNA binding. Gene Ontology annotation, biological process: regulation of mitochondrial transcription. The record is from RefSeq and is a predicted model, not a curated record. NCBI's taxonomy places the organism in Eukaryota, Metazoa, Chordata, Lepidosauria, Squamata, Candoiidae. The coding region runs from base 221 to 910 and encodes 229 amino acids.
GCUGGGUCAUAGAGCGGGCAGUCGGGCGUUGCUCGUCGCCGGGCAAAGAACGCCCGCUUUCCGGUUCCCUCUGGCUUUUCGACAAAGGGCGGCCGGAAUCGGACGCAGGCCCGCCGGGCAACCGGGCAGAGGGCGGGGGUUACACGCGCUGUGCAGGAUCUGCUGCGGAAAGUUUGCAGUCGGAAUUGCAGCGCGAUCUUAGCCUAUCUACGGGUAUGCUAUGACAGGGUGUAAAUUGCUUCUUGGUGCUUUUAGAAAUCUAAAUGUCUGGCUUGGACUCUUGGACAAAUCUCCUCACAAACUCUGCUCUCCCUGGAGGACCUUCCUUUAUGCUGCAAGCCAGCAGCCCAUAACAGGAAUUCUCCCCAAACGUUUCUGGGUUUCUCCCAUUCAACAUCAUGUAUUUUUAAUACCAUGGUCAAAAAGUGUGGCGGGGAUUUCAGUACGACACAAAAAUAACAAAAGCUCACAUAAAAAUGUGAAACAAACUGUGGAAGAAGAGUUGGAGGAGGAAGAUACUGGUGAAGAAGAGAUAAUUGAUUCGGAAGAUGAGUUUGAAGAUGAUCCCAGCAUAGUGAAGAAUUACAAAGAUCUUGAAAAAGUAGUACAGUCUUUCCGAUUCGAUGUAAUCUUGAAAUCUGGUUUAGAUAUUGCAAGAAACAAAGUGGAAGAUGCAUUCUACAAUGGUGAGCUUAGACUGAAUGGAGAAAAACUGUGGAAGAAAAGCAGAUCGGUAAAGGUUGGUGAUACAUUGGAUCUCAUUCUUGGAGAAGAUAAAGAAACAGAAACAGCCGUAGUUAUGCGAGUUGUUUUAAGGAAAGCAUCUGACAAGAAUGAGAGUGAUAAAUACAGAGUGGUGUUGAGACGCUGGAAGAACUUAAAGGUGCCCAAGCAGGAUGUAUUGAAGUGAUUGCAUGUUGUGAUCGAUUUCCUGUAAGCAAUCACAUUUGUUGUAUGAUGUAUAAAUUUUGGUUAAACUAAGGAUAUGAGAUGGCAUGCCACUUUCCUUACUGUAAACAUCACUUCUGUUUGUUCCAUGACUCUCAAGUUUGCUGUUUUCAUUUCAGGGGGAAAACACAAAACACUGUUCCUAUGAGAAACAAUAAAAGGCAAGCCUAAUCUUAAA